AUGGAAGAUGGCGGUUUUGUGAUGGAGGAUGACGAGAGCGUUGGUGACCUGGACGAGGAGGAGGAGGAGGAGCAGGAAAGCUCGUCGCCAAGUGAAGACGAAGGCGAAGGUGACGAGGAGCUGGUAGUGAGCGGGACAGACGUGUUGACGCUGGUGGAGGAUGAGGAGGGUGACGACCAAGAGGAAGGAGGAGAAAAAGACGAUGAUGAGCAAGGGUCCUGGCACACGUUGCCGGAGGCUGAGGCGAUCAAGAUUACCGCCAUCAAUCGGCUCCUCAAGGCACGGCGCCUGCGAUCCAAGUAUGAGCGAGACAUCCUUCGAAUCAUGUCGGAGCUGCAGCUCGAUGGCAACACCAUUGCCCGGCACAUGGACAUCAAGACUGCGUUUGCCCGUUUCCGCGACCACCACGGAUGGCGUGGACUCAACUACACACACUUGCUGGCACAGUUUACCGACUUUCAUGGCCACGAUCUUACCGUGGCCACAAAGGCUCGACUGGUUGAAUGCGCAUGUGGCUCGAAGAAGAGAAGGCAACGCGGUGCACGAGAGCUCUUCAUUCUCCGCCUCUUUCAGUCAUGUUCCCCCGAGGAGCUAUCUGAACUGAAGUUGCAACUGCAGUCAUCCGUCAUCAACCUGUCACGUAUCCUGGACCAGCACAUGACUGACCGUCAAUUGAGGCAGCGAUUGUACACCAUCAUCGCUGAGAAGGCGCACAAGUAUCGUCAGCAGCACGCAGACCACCCACCGGAUGUCCACGUGCUCUCUGAUAUUGAUGAUACGUUUGUGCAUAGUGGGUAUGGUCUCGGCGGGCCAAAGUACCCCAAAGGAACGGUGCUGCCUGGUGCACUUUCACUGCUGAGUGCCGUGAGCACACGUGUGGCGUUUGUCACGGCCCGUCCCGCGUUUGUUGAGCGGCGCACGUUCCACUCUCUCCAGCGCAUGGGCGUGACCGCCUCUGUGCUGUGCGGCCACCUGAGUGACUCACUCCUCAUCCCGCUGGCGCCCGCCUUCUGCAACAGCCGCAUCAGCUCAACCAAGGUGCGCAACGUCGUGCGCUACUCCCUGCUCUUCCCAGAGUGCCGGUUCGUGUGGUUUGGGGACAGCGGGCAAGGAGACGUGCUCACAGCACUUGAGCUGCUACAGCAAGCCCAACAACAACUACAGCAGCAGCAGCAGGAGCAGUGUGCGCACGAGCGUGUCAGUGUGUCGAGUGUAUUGGGUGAAGCUGAGCGUGGCGGUGACGGCGCAGGGAAAGAACCAGCGUGUGGCAGAGGCGAUGUCGGCAGCGGUGGUGAGCGACGGAGGAGCAGGCAUGGAAAGGCGAAUCGGCUGUUUGGGGGCCAGGGUCUGGUAGCCGCGUACAUACAAGACGUGGUGCUGGAGGACGGGGUCACCUUUAAGACACCGCAUGAGGAGCGGAGGAGAUUGGCGGCCUUGGGCGUGCACGUGGUGGACAACUACAUUGCUGUUGCUCUGCACAUGCACUUGAGUCACAGCCUGUUGACGCCGGAGCAGCUGUCUCGCGUGGCGCGCGGGGCCAUUGCCGAUCUCAAGGCGGCUGCUGCGGGUUUCACUCGCCCCGGGGUGAAGGUGGCGCGCUUCAACGAGCACCGCACCCAGCUCGAGCGCGUCAAUCACGUGUUGCGCAAGGCGAAGCUGCCGGAGCUCAUGUUCAAGGACAUUGCGCCCACGCCGCCAUCCCACCUGGCGGCACUCAAUGCCUUGCUCAAGGAGCUUCCCCUCGCCUCGCUUGCAUAGCACAUCCCCUGUCCUUUGCGUGUGUAUGUGUAUUGUGUGUGUGUGUUGUUGUAAGGCUUGUGUCAUGCCACCUGCUGUGUUACGAUAACGAUAACAGGGGUGAUGUGAUCAGUCCUCAUUGAUUUGGUAGCAAAGGCAUCGUCGUCCGUCACAUCAUCGCACCAACACAACUGUCAGAACUACAAUCCCA
Molecule: messenger RNA, 1948 nt
Organism: Salpingoeca rosetta
Lineage: Eukaryota; Choanoflagellata; Craspedida; Salpingoecidae
Exons: 4
Coding region: 1-1758 (585 amino acids)
Source: RefSeq, a predicted model, not a curated record